Molecule: messenger RNA, 1770 nt
Organism: Prunus mume (Japanese apricot)
Lineage: Eukaryota; Viridiplantae; Streptophyta; Magnoliopsida; Rosales; Rosaceae
Source: RefSeq, a predicted model, not a curated record
AUGGACAAAACUGGGCCAGUGGUGCACGGGGAUGCUAAAUGCUUUUCAAGGAUGAAGAAACUGAGACUUCUCAAUCUCGCUAAUGUGAACCUCUCUAAUGAUCUUGAAUAUCUCUCUGAUAAUUUACGAAGUCUUGAAUGGGCUGGGUAUCCUUCAAAAUAUUUCCCGUCACAUUUCAACCCAGAGAAACUACUAGAACUUAACAUGUGCCAUAGUCACAUUGAAUCUUUUUGGACGGGUGUUAAGAUUUUAUACAAUUUGAAAGUCAUUAAGCUCAGCCACUCAUUGAAUCUUGUCAACACCCCAGACUUUAGAGGCUUUCCAAAUCUUGAGUAUCUGAUUCUGGAAGGUUGUAUACGAUUGUAUAAGGUCGACCCAUCCCUUGGAAUGCUUGAAAGAAUUACUCAUGUAAACUUGAAGGAUUGCAAAAGUCUUGUGCAUCUUCCAAGAAGUGUGUAUGGCUUAAAAUCUGUCAAAGUUCUUAAUCUCUCUGGCUGCUCAAAGCUCGAAAAGUUGCCCAAUGAGUUGGGCAAUGCAGAGUGUUUGGAGGAGCUUGAUGUGAGUGGAACUGCCAUAAGACAACUGCCUUCCUCCAUUGUUCGGUUGAAAAGCCUCACAGUAUUAAACUUUCGUGGAUGUAAAGGACCAUCACCUAAAUUUUGGAAUUUGCUCUCCCUUUUUCAGCUAUUUCUCUCCCUUUUUCAGCGAUUUCUAAUAAGAAGUCGUGUUCCCACGCCUUUGUUGCUGCCUUCUCUAUCUGGUUUGGUUUCCUUAAAAAAACUUACUCUAAGUGAUUGCAAUCUCUUGGAAGUCCCUAAUGACCUUAGCUGCUUGUCCUCAUUAACCGACCUAGAUCUCAGUAGAAACCAGUUUGUUAGCCUACCCAACGGCAUCUCUCUACUUUCUAGACUUCUAUUUUUUAACUUGGAGUAUUGCGAGAGGCUUCAAGAAUUGCCAGAGGUUCCACAAACAGUAAUAGCAGUUGUUGAUAACUGUAUUUCAUUAGAAAGAAUUGCCAGAGGUUCCACAGAAAGGUGCAAGUUGCUGUUACGGGCACAAUGUAUCAACUGCUUCAAAUUUGCUGAGAUGCACAAUUUUAGGAGUUUGGAAGUCCCUAUUACUCAAGACGUAUUUCAAUUUGUUGUUCCUGGAAAUGAAAUUCCCGAGUGGUUCAAUCAUAAAUCUGCUGAAUAUAUAUACAAUGAGGAGGAGUGGUUCAAUCCUCAAAGUGUGGAGUAUCCAUUAAGUGUGCAGCUAUGUCCAGGUUGGUUUACUGAAAAAUGGAUGGGAUUCGCGGUGUGCAUUGCUUUUGCAAUCCAGGAACGAUCACCUAAUUGCGACCAUGCUCUUAAGUAUCCUAGAUUUGAUUACAAUUAUACACAUAUUAUUACUUGCAAAGUGGACAUCAAUGGAAAGGAGAUGACGGCACGUAGGCGUCCAUUUGUGUUUCUCAAUGCAGAGUUGGGCCAAGCUGUGUCUGAUCACCUAUGGGUACUCUUUUUUCCUCGUCACUUUCCUCAGUUGUGGAAGGGUAUCAGCGAUCAGGUUAAAUUGCCUUCUGGCACAGAGUGGUGGCAAGGUAUAUUUGGUCAGAUUACAUUUUCAAUUAUGGCCAGAGUUGGCCAUGGAGUAAUAGUGAAGCAGUGUGCAGCUCGUCUGGUGUACGAGGGAGACUUGGAAGAGCUUGACCCAAGAUUUAGCCGCCGGACCCGAAGCAAUGUCACCAUUUCUGAGGUGGAUUCAGAAUUCCCCUCUUAUACAAACAAGUAG